AAAUAAAGCUUUUCACGAAAGUCAACGUGAGAGGAAGGUCAGCGUGGGAGAAGUUGUAUUUGCUGGCUGAAUAGACUUUAUACUGUGGGAUCGUUUUGUUUUCAUUUUAAUCAGAUUUUCUGCGCUAUAGUGUCUAAAUGGAUGAUUCAUUCAUGAGCGACUUAAGCUAAGCUAACUUGCUAACGUCUUCAGAACGUUUACACAGCAGCGACUCGUUUCCACACGUUGAGAUUCGCGAUGUUACCGGGUUUAUGUCGGUUUCACGGGCUGGUCAGCCGGGCUCUUGUGCCUCUUGCUGGUCGGCAGGUGGAGUUAAAGUUAUUGGGAUGUUCAGCAAACGUGCAGAGAGCGAGAUACGCCACUCCUGCGACAGAGCGUAAGAAGUUUUAUCGGGACGUCACGAUCUCUCAAGGUGAAGGAGGCCUUUAUGAAAUCAAUCUAGACAGGAGAAAGCUGAAGACUCCAGGAGGGAAACUCUUCACUGUGCCAAAUGAAGCCCUUGCUAUCGCUGUUGCGACAGAGUGGGAUGCUCAGAAGGACACGCUCAAGUUCUACACCAUGCAUCUAACCACUCUGUGCAACACAGCCCUCGAUAACCCGACCCAGCGGGACAAAGACCAGAUCAUCUCUGCUGCACUGAAGUUUCUAGAGACAGAUACAGUUUGUUACAGAGUAGAAGAACCUCCAGGACUUGUAGAACUUCAGAAAAAUGAAUGGGACCCUGUUCUGGAGUGGAUUGAAAAGAGGUACAAUGUUGUCAUCGGUUCAUCCUACAGCAUAAUGGGCCCCCAGAUCCCAGAGGAGACAAAGGAUACUUUUCGUCAGCAUCUUAAAUCUUAUAACGUCUGGUCUCUGAUUGGGCUUGAGUAUGUGAUAAGUCAGCUGAAGUCUGUGGUUCUAUCAUUGGGGUUGAUUGACAGACACCUAACAGUAGAGCAGGCAGUUCUACUGUCUCGCCUGGAGGAAGAAUACCAGAUCCAGCAUUGGGGAAAUGUUGAAUGGGCUCAUGACUACGACAUGUAUGAGCUGCGAGCUCGUACAGCAGCAGGAACCCUGUUUGUUUAUCUGUCAUCUGAGAGUGCUACUGUGAAGAAAAAAAUCCUUCAGGACUGAUAUGGCAAAUCUUUAAGACAGAUGUGAAAACCUUGUUUUUCUGGACUUAUGUCUUUGCUUGGAUCCUCUUUAACAUGGAACAUAGAAGUGAAAGUUCUGCAUUAGAACAUUACUAAAGCUGUCUACAACUUGUUAUCCUUGUUAUCAGUCAGUGUUAUGUCGGAUUAAGUUCGGUCUGUUUUACAUAAAAACAUUGGAAAAUUUGCGUGCUUUUUUGUCUGUUGUUCAUGUAAACUGUAUUAAAAGAUUGUGACUUUGUAACAUUAUUAAAUGUACAAUGUGCUA
This is a messenger RNA of Astyanax mexicanus (Mexican tetra), 1398 nucleotides long. RefSeq names its product ATP synthase mitochondrial F1 complex assembly factor 2 (gene atpaf2). The transcript has 8 exons. The coding region runs from base 238 to 1113 and encodes 291 amino acids. Lineage: Eukaryota; Metazoa; Chordata; Actinopteri; Characiformes; Acestrorhamphidae. Gene Ontology annotation, biological process: mitochondrial proton-transporting ATP synthase complex assembly. Gene Ontology annotation, cellular component: mitochondrion. The record is from RefSeq and is a predicted model, not a curated record.